AGCAGGCGGCAUUGUCAGCACACACACCGGUAAUUAUCUAGUUUAGCGUUCAACCGUACCCACACAGGUCUGUGCUGUAAAGUGGCUGUUCAUUUCAGAGGAUUUAAAGGGAAGGUAGGAGAAAAAAUGCGAGGCCAAUCAGACUCACAACUUUAGAACUAACCCUUUCGGGAGUCCCUCCCUCCACUGUCCCGGCGAAGCAGAGUUGUUCAGUAUAUGCCCAAUCGUCAGAGGGACUAUGGUGGAAGGCUGGUAAAGAUGGCGGCUCUCUCCGAGGAUGGGAGGUACGGACUGAAUUGUAGCCGACGGAAUGCGGGCAGAAUCACAGUAUUGAACGUAAAACUGACGGAGACAGCCAUACGAGCGCUAGAAAACUACCAAAACUGUAAGAAUGUACCGUCCUCGCAGCCAACCAUACAUUUCCAGGGACUUCAAGGGCGUAUCAAGAUUCCUCGGACGGACGCCCCAGACGGCGCUCAUAACUUUGAUUUCUACCUGUCAAAUGUUGGCAAGGACAACCCUCAGGGCAGCUUCGAGUGCAUCCACCAGUACAUGUCCAGUGCUGGCACGCCUCACCUGGCAUCUCUGGGCACGAUACAGGACAAGAUCACGGUGUGUGCCACCAGCGAUUCCUAUCAGGUGACCCGCGAGCGCAUGACCCAGGUCGAGGAGGACUCGCGCAAGAAAAGCACCAAGGUCAUCAAGCCCGGUGGUCAGUUCAGAGGUAAAACCGUUCAGAUGCGCAAGCCGGCACCCUCCGCCCCGGACCCGGUCCCCGAGCGCAAGCGCUCAACGCCUAUCAACCCGGCCAGCACCAUCCGCAAGUGCCUCACCAACAACCCGGUGGCGCAGCGCCCGUACCGGGACCGCGUGAUCCACCUGCUGGCUCUGCGCCCCUACAAGAAGCUGGAGGUGCUUGCCCGCCUGCAGAGGGAUGGAGUCAGCCAGAAGGACCGCAGCUCGCUGGGCAGCACCCUGCAGCAGGUGGCCAACCUAAACCCAAAGGAUAACUCGUACGCUCUGAAGGACUUUGUCUUCCGCGACGUGCAAAGGGACUGGCCCGGCUACUCUGAAGACGACCGUACGGAAGUGGACAGGAUUCUGACCCGGAAGGGUAUUAUCCUGGAGAUCCUGCCAUCCAGCAGUCCGCCAAAGGAGGCAGUCCCCACCUCCCCAUCGAAACGCAUGCCGGAGGGUGACUUCAUCGACCCUCUGAUGCCCAAGAAGCCGCGCAUCUCCCACCUCUCCAGCCGAGCCCCUGCCGCCCCUCCGCCUCCUCCUCCCCCCUCCCUCUCCUACUCCCUCUCUUCCUCCUCCUCCUCUUCAGAUCGUCGCUCCAGCACCGCCCCGCAACCGCCUCCCCCCUCGGCUGCCUGUCCGGGCCCAGCCCCCUCCUCCUCAUCCUCCCGCCCCCCGCCCUCCGGCUCCACCUCCAACUCCCCCAGCACACCGGAGGGCCGUGGCUCGCAGGACCUGCCCUUAGACCAGAGCUCAACCUGCGGGGAGGCAGCCGACCGGUACUCGCCCAGCCCCCCCGCCAGGCCCACCCACGCUCAUGUGCUCCCUCCUUCUGGAGCCACCUUGCACCCUAACGCACGCGCCUCCCCCGAUAGCGGUGUCAGCAGCAGUAGCAGCAAGAAGCCCAAGAAGAAGUCGAAGAAGCACAAAGACAAGGAGCGCAACAAGGACAAGGAGCGCGACAAGGACAAGGAGCGCGACAAGGACAAGGAGCGCGACAAGGACAAGGAGGCCGACAAGGAGAGGGAGGCCGACAAGGUCAAGGAGCGCGAAAAGGUCAAGGAGCGCGACAAGGACAAUGAGCGCGACAAGGUCAAGGAGCGCGACAAGGACAAUGAGCGCGACAAGGUCAAGGAGCGCGUCAAGGACAAGGAGCGCCACAAGGACAAGGAGCAGGACCGGGACAAAGACAAGGAGCAGGACAAGGAGCAGGACAGGGACAAAGACAAGGAGCGUGACAAGGACAGGGAACGGGACAGGAGGAUAGAAGAGCCGAAGCAGGAGAAACCAGCCGUGCCAGCAGCCACCGUGGUGGUGACCACAGAGGAGGAGAGGCCCAGGAAGAGGCGCCGUGCGGAGGAGAAGCAGCAUACACCAGCCCACAGGAGUCCCCUCUCUGAAUGCGAAGAUGGGAAAGACAGGACUGUCCACUCCACAGAGGUCUCGAGUGCGCUCGCACCAGACUACAUCACUAAGUACCCAGCAGUUGUGUCUAUGGACCACAGGCAGGGCUACAAGGAUGACUUCAACUCUGAGUACGAAGAGUACCGCGUGCUGCACGCUCGGGUGGAGAGCAUCACCCGCCGUUUCACCCAGCUGGACGCCCAGUGCCGCCGCCUCACGCCCGGAUCCAAAGAGUACCAGGAGGUGCAUGAGGAGGUGCUGCAGGAGUACAAAAAGAUGAAACAGCACAACCCAAACUACUAUGAGGAGAAGCAGCGCUGCGAGUACCUGCACAACAAGCUGGCGCACAUCAAGCGGCUCAUCGCAGACUUCGACCAGCGACGGGCCCAGUCCUGGCGCUAAUGCCCAGGACGGGUGGCGGGGAGUUUGGGGGCUGAAGAGGGGGGGUGCUAGGGGACCACAAAACCGGGAGGCCAUAACCCUCAUUUGUGGGCGAGAGAGAGGUGGGGAGAUAUGGAGGAGCUGAAGAGAACUCCCUUUCCUCCUUGAUCCGCAAAGCCCACCUUUUUUUGCCCCCCCCCCCCCCCCCCCCCCCCAUCUCCUCCCUGCCCAACCACCUCACACUCCCCUCCUGCCUCCCUUUUGGUCUGUGAUGCACCUCCCCACCCCCAGCCCCCAAUCCUCUUCCUCCUUUCUCUUUCUCAGCCUCCUCCCAAGGUACUGUUACCAUGGCAACAGAGGAGGAACGCCCCUGUGAUGUCAUAAUCAUAGAGAAGGGAGAGGCGGUGGAGCUUAAUCUCUUGAAGGACUAUACAAGAAAAAAAAGAACCUAUAUGAAAAAAAAUUAAACUUAUUUUUUUCGGAAAGCAAAAAAAAAAGAAUAUAUUCUAUCUGUAGCUACCUGUAUUUUGAGAGAAGGACGGAGGAAAGAGAUGUAUUUAUUUUUUGUUUUCGGAGCAAAGAGGAGAAGGAAGGCUAUAACGGAGGAGUUUGCCACGUGACUCAUGUGUCGAGCGCAUCUCCUUUUCAGAAUCAUUUCUUUCCUCAGAGCAAUGCAAUACCUGCAGGCCUUACCUGAUUAGGGGACUUCCUGAAGCCUUUUGCACAGGAGAGGGUAUGCGACUGAGUGUGUGUGUGAGAGAGAGAGAGAGUGAGUGAGUGUGUGUGUGUGUGUCGGGGGGGGGGGGGGGUGUUUAUCAGGAACCCAUUAGGCCCCAGCACAGGUGGCUUCUGGAACCAUGACCCCAGACAUUAGAUGCCGGCAGGAAGCUGCAUCAGUAUUUAGGCCUGGUGAGGGGUUGGGAGGGUGUGUGUGUGUGUGUGUGUGUGGGAAGAGCAAGUGACGGGAGGAAGGCGAGCUGUGCCUUACGCUGUGUGCGUGCGUGCGUGUGUGUGUUCGUGUUUACACUCGCCUGACUCCUGCUCACCAGGCCCUUGCGGAGGAACUACUACAACCCGACAAUGGGUCACACACACAUUCGUUCGCGAUGUCGUGUACGUGUCUGUGUUUGUGUCUUGAGUGUAUGAACCAGCCAGUCUGAAUGAUGGAUACAAUGGAUAGAAUAUGGAUUUAUGUGGGAAUGGAGAAGGGGAAUGUAUGGCACAGGAACGGUCAGGAGGGAGGGUGGGGGGUAAGUGUAAGAAGGGUGGGAUCUUGGAAAAUUCGACGGGUUUUGGGGUGCUGGGGAGGUUUUUUUUUUUUUGUUUGUUUUUGGAGAAACAAAAAGCAAGAAAAAGUAAAAAUGGGGAAGAAAAAAAAAAAGCUGCUACAGUCUUGUUUCGAUCGAGCCAGAGCACUCGGGAUCAAUCUGGCUAGUGUUACAUGUUCUUAAAGUGGCCAGAAGAGGCGCAGGAUGCGCUGUUCAACAGAGGAACGAGUGUGUGUGUGUGUGUGUGUGUGUGUGUGUGUGUGUGUGUGUGUGUGUGUGUGUGUGUGUGUGUGUGUGUGUGUGUGUGUGUGUGUAUAUUUGGGGGGUGGGUGGGUGCUGUGAGUGAGGGGACAAUGUGAAAGAGUAAAGAGCUGGUAUGGAGGAUGAUGGGGUGUGGGUACCGAAGCAGCCACCAUGGACGUAUGUGUUUACCAAUGUGGUAUUCUCUCUUUAAUUAUUCCAGAGGUUUCAGAGCAGAAUUAUUUAUGAAUAGCAAUAUUAUCACUUAUUAAAAUGUUUUUGUUUGGCUCUUGGAUUAAAGUAUUGGCUGAUUUAUGUUGAAAUGAAUGAACAGUAAAAAUGAGUCCUUUUAUUCUCUGCUUUCAUUGUUAAAAGAAGCAACUUAAGGCAUAAGGGAAACAUGUUUACAGAGUCCUGAGUUUAAGGUAUUUGCCAAGAAGACAUGAAGUGAAAUAACAAAUACCCAAUAUUGUUUUGAUCUGAAUAAAGUACAUUCACGGCUUCAGUCAGUUUUUGAGACACCGUGGGGAUAAAUGUGUGUUGAUUUAUUCUUUUCCCCAAAGAAUAUUUAAACCCAUAUUUUACGGUGCUUGUUUUUUAAUCACUUAUAACGUUCCAUUUUAAUUUUUUUAAUUUAUUUUAUUUUAAACCAAAUCUUCCCUGUGCAUGUGACUCAUUGGUUCAAAAGAAGUUAUCAACACUGAUUGAAUAGCACUGCCUGGUGUGGGGGGUGGGUGUAAGGCACCGUUAGACUGAAGCCCAGAUUUGAAGCAGCCUGCUACAGGAGCUUCCUCAUUGUCUUUGGCCACAGUGGAAUCUGAUUGCCAGUCCACUGUGGCUCAAACACCCUCGAACAUCGAACGCUAGAUUCCAAAUGAGCCAUGCUCACUACAGGCUUUCUGAGACUUUGUUCAUUUCCUAUUCUCUCGGCUUCUCGAGCUUCCAAACAACACUAAAUGUCCACCUGAAUGUUGGGUCAAAGUGAAUUGUUCUGAAAUUGUGAAUUCCAACGAUCAGUAGUCAAUAUUGAGUCAAGUCGGUCGGGCUGGCUCACAGCUCUCCUGGCCAGAUAUGAGUAUGUGAGUAUGCAAUCCUUGCCCUCCACAAUGAAACAUUUGGUGUUUUUUUUUUUUUGCACAUGAAUAUCCAAGGGAUGGUCCAAGAUGCAGGGUGUGUGACCCAGCCAAAAUGUGUGUGUGUGUGAGUUUUUAGGUUAAGGUGCCAACUUAACCUGGACUGAGGGUUGUGUCUUCAGCCCCUCGGACCCCUCUCUGCCUCCGUCUCAGCUGUGGUAUUGACAGCGUGCAGCAAGACUUGAGUGGUUGUAAUCCUGGAGCAGAGGUGUGCUGAGUAGUCUUUAUUUUUUUCUUCUUUUUUUUUUAUUUUAAGUCACGCUGGAUGAAGAGACAAGAGGCCUUGGAGCUGUUGAAAUGACUCCAUUGGCUAUUUACACAUGUUGGGUUUGGAAAUGUACUGGAGUCUGUAGAUCACAUGGUCCCCUUUCUUUCAUGAUUGCUUCUUGGAAGAGAAAGAAGUGGGCUAUGCCCAUGAUGCCAUUAUUGGAGAUGUUAAUUAGUGGUGGAACAGGUUGCAAAGUAAUCUCUUUAAAGCAGUGUCAUCUCUUUUCUUUUGUGUGUUUUUUGUUUUGUUUUUAGUGGCAAGAAGGUUGUGGUCAAGGUGAGGGUGUUUCCAGCCUACCCCACCUGAAAACACAAAGUUCAAUAAAAUGUGAACUUGUCAAACAUA
Clupea harengus (Atlantic herring) is the source of this 5777-nucleotide messenger RNA. RefSeq names its product elongation factor for RNA polymerase II 2 (gene ell2). Gene Ontology annotation, molecular function: cis-regulatory region sequence-specific DNA binding. Lineage: Eukaryota; Metazoa; Chordata; Actinopteri; Clupeiformes; Clupeidae. Gene Ontology annotation, cellular component: transcription elongation factor complex. Gene Ontology annotation, biological process: transcription elongation by RNA polymerase II; positive regulation of transcription elongation by RNA polymerase II; snRNA transcription by RNA polymerase II. The record is from RefSeq and is a predicted model, not a curated record.